AUGUCAAAAACUAUCAUUCUAGCUCUAUUAGCUACUUACAUGAUUUCAAUUACUCUUGCCGCAAGCAAUUCUCCAACCUGCAGUUCCCACCUUGCUUUUGCAAAGGCUAAGAAUGUUCUCACUAAUGUUCUCUAGUCUGAUAGCAAAGGAAAGUCUAAAAAUGAGGCUCUUCAAAAGUAAUUCCAAAAUGCUAAACCUGCCAAUAGAACUGCUGCUGAUUUAGGCGUUUGCUCUCAAUAUGCCAAUCAAAAUUCUUGUUGUGAUAAAAAUAUGGUAAAGCUCAUCGAUAAUGCUGCUUUACUAAAGGUUAAGCCAAUUUUAUAAUCCAAAAGUGCUUUCCAAAAGCUUGUCAGUGUUUAUGUUACUUAAGUCAACAAAAACUGUUCUAACACUGUCCUUCCUUCUACUCCUCUUACUUUUGAUGCUAUCUUUGCUAAUACAACCUUAAAAGUUUUACAAGCCAACAAAACAGCUCAAGCCACUUGCAGAAUCAACUUCGCUAAGGCUAUUUCAUCUUUCACAAGAGGUGCUUUGUGCUCUAUUUGUGCUGGUGUUGAAAAAAUCAAUGAUUACUUCAAUGCUUAAGGUUAACUUAAGGUUUCUCAAUCCUCAGUUAGCACCUUCUUAUAAUCAACUGACCAAGCUAUAUCUUGUACCGCAAGUUUCUUUACUCCCUCUAAUAUAGAAUUGAUUGUUAAAGAAUUGAAUGCUGCUUACAUUAAGAAUAAUGAUAAAUGUGGAGCUAAUGUUCUUGAUAAUAUUAAAACUAUUUUUGCUAAUCCUAAAAUUUCUAACGAUGAUGGUAAGGGUGGUAAAAUAUGUAAAGGUACAACUAUAUUUGGAGAUAACUCAUCUUGUGAGAAUAUUUUACAAGGAGAUGCAUCUCUUGAGAAGAAAUUGAGAUUAUUGAGAGCUGAGGAAGAAGAAAUUAACAGAUUAUUAUAAGCUUCACCUGAUGCUGUAAUAGAUCCAAAUGGUGUUAGUGUUUACACUACAAGCAACUCUGACAAUUAAAUUGAUGAAACUGGAAACGGAAUAUCUCCUAGCUUUGAUUAAAUUAGCACAAAUCAGGCUAUUUAAUUAGCUUUUGCUUCAAUAUUAAUGAGUGUUUUUAUUCUACUAAUUUGA
This is a messenger RNA of Tetrahymena thermophila SB210, 1128 nucleotides long. RefSeq lists its product as hypothetical. NCBI's taxonomy places the organism in Eukaryota, Ciliophora, Oligohymenophorea, Hymenostomatida, Tetrahymenidae. The transcript has a single exon. The record is from RefSeq and is a predicted model, not a curated record.